UUAAAGUGCAGUGCUGUUUGCACCAGCUGGUAACAGUAAGUUGAAACUGGAAGUAACUUUAGCUUUCAUUUUGAUAGCGCAGGCAGCUCCACCACAUUCGGCAGUCAGACAAGCUGUGGUAGAAGCUCUUAAGCCUUUUCCUAAAUCUACUGGCUUCAACAAGAAGGAUGCUCUUAAAUGUCCUCCUUUUUAUCCAGUUCUUCAGCUGUAGCCAAGCCUUCUUUACUGUGGAAAUAAGCAGUCCCAGCUACCAGGCGGAGCUCUAUGGAGAUGUUGCUUUGGAGUGCCGAUUCCCACCAGGAGAUGGGACAGUUCCCCUGUCGGUGUUUUGGGGACGCCUGCAACCAGGGCAAAACUUGGUGGUUUACAACAUGAUUAACGGGCAGGAGGACUUGAACUCCCAGGAUUUCAGCUACAGAGGAAGGGUUAAUCUGAAGAAGGAGGAGCUCAGCAAGGGCCGAGCUGUGCUACAUAUCUCGCACCUCAGGAUGAAUGACUCUGGGAGAUAUCAAUGCCUGCUGGAGAUGGGGAGCGUUGACUACAAACAGACCACUCUCACAGUCAAAGCCUCUUACAGGAACAUCACUGCCACAAUAUUGCAGAGCUGCUCACAGCCAGCGGGUCAGGUGAUGCUCGAGUGUCACGCUGAAGGGUUCCCUCUGGCCCAGGUACACUGGACUGAUGCCUUCGGUGUUCAUCUCCCCACUGCUUCAAUAAAUACCUCCCACAAAAUGUCCACAGAUGGACUGUUCGUGGUGAUGAGUAGAGCCAUACUCAGCGCCAGCUGUGGUGAGGCAUACAGCUGUGUGUACGUCACUGAUCAAGAAAAGACCUCGGCGUCUCUCUAUUUGUCCACAACAAAAUCUUCGUCAGUUUCCAAGCUGUCCGGUGCAGUAGUGGCUGUCGUCUGUAUACUGAGUGUAGCACUAUGUGCAUUAGUUCUGCUUGUAGUGUUCAAGAAGUACACCCUUUGGUCUCCACAAGGCACAAAAAGGAAAAAACAUGUACUGGGAUCUGAUAAAAGCCACCAAUCACUCUCAGGGAACACAGAGGAAACGGCAAAAGAGGGAGAUGCCUACGAGUUCCAGGGACUCCAAAGUAUUCAGUCAGGACAAGCAAGUGUAUUAAUGUCAUGAACAUGCAACUUGAGGAUGAACUGGUGGUUCUGCAUUUUCAGUGUGUGUCAACCAACGCAGAGUCAAAUUAGCCAAUGCAGCCUUUGCACAUUAUUUCACUUAUAACUGUGAUGUGUUAGGACUAUUUGCUAAAAUAAGCAUAAUGUGAUAUAAAAAUAAAAUGCCUCGAUAGUUUUACCUGGGCGUUCAUCUGAAUUUCAGCUGCAAAUUAUAGCUGGUUUCCUCAGUAGGUUAAUCACACAAGAUUCAUACGUAGUGUCAUUUGAUUUUCAGAGGUAAACCAAGUACUAAUUAAAACCCACUAA
Molecule: messenger RNA, 1441 nt
Organism: Scleropages formosus (Asian bonytongue)
Lineage: Eukaryota; Metazoa; Chordata; Actinopteri; Osteoglossiformes; Osteoglossidae
Product: programmed cell death 1 ligand 1-like
Exons: 8
Coding region: 168-1136 (322 amino acids)
Biological process (GO): positive regulation of T cell proliferation; cellular response to lipopolysaccharide; T cell costimulation
Cellular component (GO): external side of plasma membrane
Source: RefSeq, a predicted model, not a curated record